AUGCUUCACUCGACCACUCUGGCAAGUCUUUUGCUCGUCGCAGACCUCAUCUCUGCAGCUUCUCACCCCCAAGAGCCUCCCACCGUCCACCUCUCCUCAGGAACAAUCCUAGGAAACACAUGCAAACGCACUCCAGUCAAGCAAUUUCAAGGCAUUCCAUACGCUCAUCCACCCGUCGGCCAUCGAAGGUUUAUGCCCCCAGAACUAUUCAACGGUCGAUACCCAAACGGACAUCUUGACGCGACAAAACCACCACCCGCAUGUAUCCAAUGGGGAUCCGCAUUCGACGUAACAGACACUCCCCUAUCAGAAGACUGUUUAUAUCUAGACGUCUACGUCCCUCCACACGCAACAUCGAAAUCAUCUCUCCCCGUCAAAGCCUUCGCCUACGGCGGCGGUAACGACGGAGGAGCCAUCACGUACCCCCUCUACGACUCCUGCAACCUAGCCAUAGACGCCAUCGUAGUCAAAUUCAACUACCGAUUAGGUCCUCUCGGCUUCCUAGCACUACCAGAUGCCGGCAUCAGGGGCAACAUGGCCAUCCAAGACUAUCUUGCAGCUCUCACCUGGGUGAAACACAACAUCAAAGCCUUCGGAGGUGAUUCGACCAAAGUGAUGCUCUUUGGCCAGAGUGCCGGCGCGGACGAUACCUUUGUAGUCUCAACAUUACCUGAGGCAAAGCAUUUGAUCUCUGCUGCGGUGAUGGAGUCUGGAGGAGGUCAAGACGUAGCUCCUUACAAGACAGCCACGUAUACGGGACAAAGUUUCGCAAAGACGCUCAACUGCCGUUCAGACGAUCUGUGCUGUUUACAAUCCAAGUCUGUCAAAGACCUUAUCAAGGCUCAUUCCCAAACGCCAGCCCUCCUCGAUCCAACCACCAACGGCGGCCUCCUCGCCACCGUCUUAGGUAUCGACCUUCCCAACAUCACAUCUCUCGACUCCUCCGUUCUCGAUGGUGAAAUCAUCAAGCAUCAACCUCUAUCAGUCGGCUCCCAAGUACCCAUCAUCAUCGGUCAAAACGAACUAGACAGCAGCCUCCUCACCCUCCCCGUCUACUUCUCCUCCUCAUCCAACGUCCUCACAGAAUCCAACUACACAGACUUCCUCUCCCAAUGGGGCCCCUCCUCCUCCUCCAUCUCCAAAGCAUACCCCCUAUCCCUCUUCAACACCACAGGCUCAACCUCCUUCGCCGUCGUCGCCGCAAUCACCCACAUCACCACCGUCUCCGGCUUCAACUGUCCCGCCUACAAAGCCCUCCGCGCCGCCAAAGCACCAGCCUACGCCUACCGCUUCAACCGCACCCUCUCCUAUCUCGCCCCUUUCUUUGGAAGUACGCAUACGGCUGAAUUGCCCUUUGUCUUUGGAAACAUGGAUAACCAGCCUUUUGGCAAUGGUACGUGCAGUGCAUCGAAGCAGGAUCGUAGUAUAAGCGCUUCGAUGAUUGCUGCGUGGACGGCAUUGGCCGAACGAGGGCAUCCUGAGACGAAGAGUGUGAAAUGGCCUCGCUUUGAUGCCCACUCAAACCGAGGAGUGUACAUUCAGGAUACUAUUGCACCAGCCGAGUUGGAUUUCACAGAGUGCGAGUUUUGGGAUCAAAUUUGGGCGGCAAUGGGCGGUGUCAAAUUUGGCCCGGCAGUGUGA
Trichoderma breve is the source of this 1641-nucleotide messenger RNA. RefSeq names its product carboxylesterase family domain-containing protein. Bases 1 to 1641 code for a protein of 546 amino acids. The record is from RefSeq and is a predicted model, not a curated record. The transcript has 5 exons. Lineage: Eukaryota; Fungi; Ascomycota; Sordariomycetes; Hypocreales; Hypocreaceae.